Messenger RNA from Corticium candelabrum, 1568 nucleotides. RefSeq names its product complement C5-like. The transcript is spliced from 10 exons. Bases 408 to 1568 code for a protein of 386 amino acids. The record is from RefSeq and is a predicted model, not a curated record. NCBI's taxonomy places the organism in Eukaryota, Metazoa, Porifera, Homoscleromorpha, Homosclerophorida, Plakinidae.
CGCAUGCAAACACGCGCGCGCGCACACACACUUACCUACUUUACAAACAAACAAACAAAAUAACAAACAAACAAACAACACAGACACUCACUCACAAACGCAAACACAUUCGUGUGUGCUGGCAAAGGCAUAUUUGGGGACGUGAAGUACUUGUAUCUUUCAAAUGCAGGCAAUCUCUCAUAAUUGUCUACAGCAGAUUGCUCGUUUCUCUUAUUUUUACUACUUCUAUUGUCUAUCUAGUCUUACCUCGUUUUGAAAUCAUUAUAAGACCACCCAGAUUUGUGAAAGCAACUGAUGAUCACAUAGAAUUAAGUGUGUCAGCACGGUAUUUCUAUGGAAAGGGUGUUGUGGGAUUACUGAACGUAAAAAUCGGUAUCUGCAAUGUUACAAGAUCGACUGCAAAUGUCAUGAUUUUUGAGCAAAAAGACCUUCGUUUACUAUCAGAUGAUCAAGGAACUAAGCACAUAGUAUUUGAUAAUGGAGAAUAUGACGAGUUUCCUCUCAACAAGCAUUUGUGUGUUAUUGCUAAUGUAAAGGAGAAAGCUAGUGGCGUUGAAUUGUCUAAGUUAGACAAUUCUGCAGUAUUCACGGACCAUCUUGUUAAGCUUGACUGCGAUCUUAUGUCAUCAUUCUACAGACCAAGUUUUCCUUUACAGAUGCAGAUUCGUGCUCGUGAUCCAAAUGGAGAAACUUUAAAACAUGUCGAGAUUUUGGUGACAGAACCCGAUGGUCAUGUUAAGAGAAAGAAAACAGGUGAUAACGGUAUAGCCAAUGUUGCCAUCAACUUAGGAAACGUCAGUGGCGAUAUUGAUAUUCUGGUCAAAGCCAAAGACCAAACACUUGGAGAUAUAUGCAAAUUUCAUGAAUUCUGUUCUCCAUGCAGUCAACAAAUUACAGUCAAGCCAAAAUUCGUGGGCAAAAUUGAAGUUGGUGAUUAUGGUGAUUUUGAGAUUACUAAGACCAGCUGUGACAACAGAAUAUUGCAUAUCACAGCGGUUGUUGUUGCCAGAGGACGCAUUCAGUCCUCACAGCAUGUCCAAACAGAGAGAGACAUUGUCACCACUUUCCAAGUUGUCAUAACGCCUCAGUUGGCCAAUCGAUUUUGCGUUAUUGUAUACUAUAUUGAUCGAUGCGGAGGUGGAAGUCAUGUCAUUUCUGACUUUGCUUGCGCUGAGACAGAGAAGGCUUGCGGCAAUGAGAUUUCUCUUGAGAUUGUGGGUAGCAAAGAGGUUAACCCUGGCAGCGACCUGACACUGAACAUCAAUGUGGCAUGUCCAAACUCUGAUGUUGUGCUGUUAGCUGUCGACAAACGUGUCUCCACUAUUAAUAGUGAAAACAAGUUUUCAAGAGAUGAGAUGUUUGAAGCUUUGAAUAAAUGUUCAACUUCGUGUGGUCGCACAGUUGCAAGCUCAGACGGAAUAUUUGACGUUGUUGGAUUGACAGCAAUUUCAGGCACAAACUUUAAUCCGCAAUGCAGUUGUUGCACACAGUCGUGUUCAAAAGUCUGUUUGAGAGAUGAUGAUCAAUGUGUAAGCAACCGACAAAAGCGAUCUAUAGUAUCAGGUUAA